AUGAAAGUCGCUGAGAAGUACGAGUGUAGCUGUGUGGUCCACAGCAUCCCUAGUGGGUCGGAUGAGGUUAUCAUCCUGCAGAUGGCUGCCCUGGUCACGGAGCCAGCAGGUAGUUGCUCUGCUUUCAAGGAGGUGAGGCAGAUGGAAGAUGAUACACGUCAACAGAUAAUCAUAGGGCCUGAGCCGCGGAGCUGUGAUGAGCUGAGUCACAGUGCUGCCAUGGCUAAAGAAAUGUCAACGAUUGGGAGCUUUGAAGGAUUCCAGCCAGUGUCCCUGAAGCAAGAGGGAGAUGACCAACCUUCUGAGACUGACCGCUUGGCCAUGGACGAGGGGGACUCGGGCAAGAAACCAGGACAAAGGCGGAUCUCAAGACAGCCGAGCGUGACUAAGUCGACGCUUUACCCCAAUCCGUAUCACCAGCCCUAUGCUUCACGAAAGUACUUUGCUACCCGGCCAGGGGCCAUUGAGACUGCCGUGGAAGACCUGAGGGGACACAUCACACAAACCUCUGGAGAGACGGUUCAAGGCUUCUGGCUCCUGACAGAGAUUGAUCACUGGAACAACGAGAAGGAGAAGAUCCUGAUGCUCACAGACAAGACCCUCUUGAUCUGCAAAUAUGACUUCAUCAUGCUUAGCUGUGUGCAGACGCAGCAGAUUCCUCUGAGUGCCAUCUGCCGCGUCUACCUGGGCAAGUUUGUCUUCCCGGGGAUGUCUCUGGACAAUUGUCUGGAUUCACAUCCAAGCUCAUCCCAGCUAUUGAGAAGGCUCACAAGAAUUCUGCUGGGUCUGGAAGAGAAGAGGAACUGAUGGUGUUAACCCAACCCAUUCUGAUUGAGACCUACGCGGGGCUCAUGUCAUUCAUUGGGAACCGAAACAAACUUGGCUAUUCCCUUGCUCGGGGGAGUAUCGGCUUUUGAGACUCUUUGUAACAAAGUACAUCAUCUGUAGAUAACCUAUGUGUUUAAAUUCCCUAUAUUGCUUGGAUUCCAAUAGUUACUUUCAAGCAAUAUUUAAAAGGCUGAUUUGCUAGUGUUUUAGGAAGCUAAAAGCUUGAUUAAACUGGUAGACAUUUGAAGCCUCAUAUGAGAGAAGUCAAAUUUCUGUAAAACCUGACUAGACACUUCUAGAGCUCAUGAAAUGUUAUAUAACUUUAAAAUGUUAAUGUAAUUUAAAAUCUCUGGGUAGAAUCCAUGAUGUAACUUAAUUUUAAAUCUGCUAAAGUUUAAAUUUUUGUCUUUCUCUUCCUCGCAUCCACGGGCACUUUGAACAGUUUAGUGUUCAGCCCCUGAACCGUUUCAUUCUCACGAGGCUCUCACUGGUUCCCCUAUUGUAGCUGCCAUUAUGAGGACAUUUUCAUCCACAGUUGUAUUUCUCAUAUUUCUCCCAAGGCUCAGAAUACACCCUAUAUCUUCCACUCAUCCGUGCGUCGGCCUUUCUGGUGCUGCCUUACAUUAAUCACUUCCCAAAUCCAGAACAUUUUGUUUCUUUUAUAUAAUCCACUCCUCAAACCUACCGAUUUCAACUGGCUUGAAAUCUAAGUCAAAUGCAUUCCAUAAUAAAACAUGGAUAUGUGGCAUAACCUUGUAUCCAAACUUAAAAUACCUUCUCCUAAGACUAUAUGUAUAACUCAAUAGCAUAGUGCUUUCCCAAAUUGUAGAAAGCCUUGAACUUGAUUCUUAGCAUUGACGAGAAAAAGAUGAAUGAAACAUCAAAAACCACCCACAGCCUCCUUCUCAAUUCCAUCGUUCACCGACAGUGUUGGAUCAGGUUUUCAAUUGUUAACAUGGUCUCUUAAUUAGGAGCUCCACUCCAAGGCUUUUUCAAUUAGGCCUUCACCUCCUGUCAGUUUCUAAAGCACAAUUUGAUCAUAACACUGUCCGUCAAUCCUGGCCAACAGCUCAUUCUACUUGCAGCAUUAUUUUCAAGUAUUCAUUUUAACGACGUCUCCUCUUCCAAGGACAUCUUUUGUGGAAUGUCAGCAUAGGACACAGAAGAAGCAAGAGCCCCAGGGUUAGAGUGAGGUUGGGACUGGCUUUCUCCUCUAACAGGUUCACUAUCUCAAAGGAAUUGGGGGGCAUGAUUUCAAAAUACUGUCUUCGUUAAUUUAAUCCCCAUCUCUUUUUCCUUCUAUUUCUUCUGGUGUUCUCCUGACUUAUCUCUGACUUUGAACA
Molecule: messenger RNA, 2171 nt
Organism: Myodes glareolus (Bank vole)
Lineage: Eukaryota; Metazoa; Chordata; Mammalia; Rodentia; Cricetidae
Source: RefSeq, a predicted model, not a curated record